AACGGAUCGAUAAUUUUAAACGGCCAGGCAAACGCAAGAUAUAUAAAAUAAGCGAACAACCUGAUCUGUACAAGUUGUUUCGUCCGGCCAGUGUCAGCUGUAAUUCGAUUAUAUCGCCUACCGCUUUCGGAACAGUGCACGUGCUCCAAAUACAAAAUAUCCUAAUAGCAAACGUCAGGUGCAUUUUCAUCAAUCGGUACAGCUCUCCCUACGUAGGUCCCUGCUAGGUCGACGCGGAAUUCAAGAUUGUCACGUAUUGUCGAGGACGUCGAAAGAGUAGAGACGGAGCGGUGGAGGAUCUAAUAAUCGAGCAACCGUACAUCAAUUCCUUUUUGUUCGCUGCGUGGUAUCCGCACGCGACGACGUGCUUGCGGAUUCAGCGAACGACGAAAGAAUCGGUAUGGAUUAUCAUAUUCAAAUGAUCACCAAAGAUGAUAAGCUUAGAAUACUUAAAUUUCUCAGAAGGUUCUUCUUCAGAGAUGAACCGCUUAAUCAUUCGAUCGAGUUAAUACCAGAAAGCGAGGAUAGCACUUGUCUCGAAUUGGAAGAAUAUUGUAGCAUGUCUUCCUUUGAAAAUAAUCUCAGCCUUAUGGCAGUCUCGACGAACGGUGCUAUAAUAGGUGUUAUAUUAAACGGAAAGAUGGAUCCUCCGAAUGACGAAGAACCAGAAUAUAUAACUACAUGUGAAAAUGCAAAAUUUAAAAAAAUUCUAAGAUUAUUAAAUUACGUAGAUCGAAAUGUAAAUCGCGAUGGAAAAUUUCGAGGAUUAAAUAUUUUGGAAAUCAGAAUAAUGUCUGUAGAUUCAAAUUGGCGCGGUAAAGGAGUUGCCAAAGCGCUUGUAGAAAAAACACUUGAAAUUGGAAAAGAAAAAGGCUUGCAUAUUUGUCGUGUCGACUGUUCAUCCUAUUUUUCCGGAAAACUUUGCGCGCGACUUGGUUUUGAACAAAUAUAUGAACUUAAUUAUGCAGAUUAUGUAGAUGAAGAUGGUAAUCCUAUAUUUUCUCCAGCACUUCCACAUACAGCAAUUGUUACGUACAUUAAGAAAUUGUGAACACGAUAGAUAUAGAAUCAAGAGUACCUGUUUAUAGAGAAUUGAAAAUGAUUUUUAAAAACGCACUUCUACAUUUAUAUUUUAUUUUUCUUUUUCGAAUUUACGAAAAUGUUGUACAGUUAUUUUUUUCUAAUGUUUCUUUAAUUUAUUUAUUACUUUUGUACAAAUUAAAAUGUAAUAUGGUUAUAAUACAAUUAUUUGCUCGUGACAUUACAUUAAUAACGAAUCGUGCCAAAAUGCUAGCAAUAAUAUUUUAAUAUAUAACGCGCACGUUAAUAAAUAUGAUUGCAUUAAACUAUAAAUGAAUAUUGCAUUAUUAGAAAUGUAAACAUAUAUAUGAGUUACAUGUUUUUGCUUUGUUGGAUAUUUCUAAAAUAUAUAUGAAUUUAUUAUUAUUCUAUGUAAUUUA
Molecule: messenger RNA, 1460 nt
Organism: Apis mellifera (honey bee)
Lineage: Eukaryota; Metazoa; Arthropoda; Insecta; Hymenoptera; Apidae
Product: dopamine N-acetyltransferase
Exons: 4
Coding region: 401-1051 (216 amino acids)
Molecular function (GO): N-acetyltransferase activity
Source: RefSeq, a predicted model, not a curated record